Messenger RNA from Grus americana (Whooping crane), 3759 nucleotides. RefSeq names its product STAM binding protein (gene STAMBP). Gene Ontology annotation, molecular function: metal-dependent deubiquitinase activity; K63-linked deubiquitinase activity; protein binding. The transcript is spliced from 10 exons. The record is from RefSeq and is a predicted model, not a curated record. Lineage: Eukaryota; Metazoa; Chordata; Aves; Gruiformes; Gruidae. Gene Ontology annotation, biological process: protein K63-linked deubiquitination. Gene Ontology annotation, cellular component: endosome; cleavage furrow. The coding region runs from base 1148 to 2443 and encodes 431 amino acids.
AUCUGUUCUGUCUUGGGGGAGAAGGCCUGCAGAACUUGGCGGGGGGGCUUUGUUUUGGGGAGGUGACUGAGCUCUGCCCUGGGGGGGCAAUGGAGACCCCCCUCACCCACACCCUCCCCGGCAGAAGCACCAGUGAGGAGGAGCUGAAGCCCACUCUGAGCUGUGGCUCUGUCACACCCCCUAAAUGAACACUGUGGCAUGGCAGCAUCUGGCAGGACCGAAUCCCACAGCCCUUAUUUAGGGCAAGAGGCCAGUGGAGCUCCUUCCAGGGUGCAGGCUGAGAAACGUGGGCCGGCCUGCCUUAAAAAGGGGGCUUCUGCUUCGAGGUAGCCCCAGAAAGGCAACUCCUUCACCGCUUGAGAUCCUCAGGCGGUGCUUAGCUCAGCUCAGAACCUUUCCCCCAUUUAGGAAGGAGAUGCAGUAAAUUGUGACGUCGUGUGCAUGGCAGUCGCGUUGCUGGAAGGCUUGUGAAGUGCUCUGGAUUCAGCGCUGUGAUUUCAUAGGAAGUUUAACCCUUACGCUGCUCCAGGGUGGCUUUUCUAGGGGAAAACUGCUUUUGGUGUAGAGCAUUGCAGAGAGUUUCUGGGCUUGCCGCCCCUCAAACAGUCUCAGCGCUUCCUCAGCUUUGAAUUUAUUGGUUUGUGCCGUGGGGCUGUGUGUGAGAAAGGGUUUGUCAGAGCGAAGCAGGAGGCAGACGCAUGGAUCAGGUCGAGGUGCAUUCCUGGGGUGACGGGCGUGCCUCUCGCGGCACGGGGGAGAGAGAGAUUGCAGUUGCGCCCGGGCGAGAGCAAUUUGGGAUUGAGCUUGUUGGGUAGGGAUGGAUGUGCUGAGCAGCAGGGCUGGAAGAAUGGCCUUCAGCUCUGUCCUCUUCUCACUGCUGUGUAAGCAAAACGGCGAACACUGCAGUGUUGAAACCCUGUGUAAAGCCACUCUGCUCGAGUCUGAAUGAAACGCUUUGGCCAUCUCGCCCCAAACUAGUGACCACCACUAGUUUUGUUGCCUGGAGAGAUAACUGGGAAGGAAGUGCUACUUUGGGUAGAGUUUGGAUGGGUCAAACCCUAGCUUGCAAUCAGUUACUGAAGACUGAUCUUGAAUUUGUGACUGCCUUUCAGGUCGUAAAGAGUUCGUCAGCCUUGCGGCAGCUUUGAUGUAUGUCGUAAUGCCUGACCACGCCGACGUCUGCCUCCCGCCGGAGGAGCGAGUCCGAAGGCUGAUCCAGGUGGGAAGCGCAGUGGAAGUGAAUGAGGACGUCCCACCACGACGCUACUACCGCUCCGGAGUGGAAAUCCUCCGCAUGGCCACCAUUUACUCAGAGGAAGGCAAUAUUGAGCAUGCCUUUAUUUUGUACAACAAAUAUAUCACGCUCUUCAUUGAGAAGCUGCCGCAGCACCGUGAUUACAAAACUGCUGUCAUACCUGAAAAGAGGGAGACAAUGAAAAAACUGAAAGAAGUAGCCUUCCCCAGAGCUGAAGAGCUCAAGGAGGAGCUAUUAAAGAGGUACGCCAAGGACUAUGCUAAGUACGAGGAGCAGAAGAAGGAGGAAGAGGAGUUUGCACGCAAUUUGGCUUUGCAGCAACAGCAGCUGGAAAAGGAGCGAAAUCGGGUAGCUCUGAUGAAGCAGCAGCAGGCAGAGCAAGAGCAGUUUCACGCCUUUGAGGAGAUGAUUCGACGACAGGAGCUGGAGAAGGAACGUCUACGGAUAGUGCAGGAAUUUGGAAAGCCAGAGCCAAGUCCUGAGUCUCUGGACGGACCCCUCAUCCCUGGCGUGGAAAAGCCCCCAACUGAUUUAACCCUGAAGGUUCCCGUCUCUCCAGUUCACCCUGCAAGUCCGUCAGUGGGGACUGUCUCAUCCAAACCUCCUGUUGUGGACAGAUCUUUGAAACCCAGUGCUUUGGGGAGCGCGGAAAACAAUACAAGUAUGGAUGUCCUUCGCCAGGUCAUCGUCCCUAGGGAGCUCUGCCAGAAAUUCCUCCAGCUGGCUGACGCCAACACGAUUCGGGGUGUGGAGACGUGUGGGAUCCUCUGUGGUAAGCUGAUGAGGAAUGAGUUCACGAUAACCCAUGUCAUCGUUCCCAAGCAGUAUGGAGGCCCCGAUUAUUGCAACACGGAGAAUGAAGAGGAGCUCUUCGUGAUCCAGGAUCAGCACGGCCUUGUUACGUUAGGCUGGAUUCAUACUCACCCCACGCAGACAGCCUUUCUCUCCAGCGUCGACCUGCACACGCACUGCUCCUACCAGAUGAUGUUGCCGGAGUCCAUUGCUAUCGUGUGUUCUCCGAAAUACCAGGAGACGGGGUUUUUCAAGCUGACAGAGCAUGGCCUGGAGGAGAUAUCUUCCUGCCGUCAGAAAGGAUUCCACCCGCACUCCAAAGACCCCCCUCUCUUCACUACCUGUAACCACGUGUCAGUAGUUGAGAGAGAUGUGGUCCUGAUGGAUCUCCGAUAAGCCUCUUGCCUUAACCAUUUACAGAAAACCAUCUACCUUCUUUCUAGGCCUAGGGAUUUUUUGUUUUCCUCCUGUAGCAAAUGAUUUCUACCGUGUAGCGAUCCUUCCCCUUCCUCCCCCAGUAAUCGCAGUGAAAUCGGUGCCCUGACCUCAGUGGGAGCACGUGAAACCUCUGUGCCUGGCGUUGGGCUGGCGAAGUGGCGCUGAGGUUCAAGGUGUGGGGAAAAGCUAACUGGAAAUUCAAAGACAGAAGCUAACACUGAAGCAAUUAUUUAAUACUCUAAUCUAUGGCUUGAACAGCUUCUUGGGGGGGGUUACCCGUGAUUUGCUGCAAACAUGAGGUAUGGAAACCUCUUCAAGUGCUUUCCAAAGUGGGACUUGCCCAAAUUAGCCCGUGUUUUGUUUCGCCCCUCCCUCUGGGUUGCAGUGGUUUCAGUGCAGCUGGCUGGAGUAGCUAAGUCUUCGCUAUAGUUUAAGAUUUAAACCUUCCUAACCCCUCUCACCUCGUGCAAGAGCUUAUCGCUGCUGAGCUGGAGUGAGUCCUGCUUGCAGGCACUCAGGUCUUUGCCCGGUGGGGUAAGGAGGGGCCCAACCUCCUUUGGGACCCCUUAUUUCAGUGUUUCAGGGGAGAAGGUGCCUGGGAGCGGCACUGCUUUGCACAAGCUGCCUCAUUCCAGCAGGGGUGUCUGGUUACGUUAUUCCUUUUCCUGGAUGCGGGAUUUGCUCCGGCCCUUGGGCCGCCUGGCGAGGGCUUGGGUUUGGCUUGGUGGCGGUGUCACCAUGGAGGAGGCCUUUGGUCCCUCGGCUGCAGUGCUGUCGUGUGAAGGCUCUGCAAGGCCAUCGCCUCUCCAAGAUGGGACUCCAGCAGCUUCUGCCGCUUUGAUCCUCAAAGAUCGCUGUCCCCGAUUGCCUCUGCACUUCUCAAAGCAGUAUGAAGUCUGUCCUCACUAAAAACAAGCGCCAUGACGUCACCGUUACGCGGUACAUCAGCCAGAGCCCCUCUCCUCCCGGUGACUCUCGUUGGAUGCCGAGCGGCGCUUUUCCUUUUUGGUGCGAUCCAGGCUCAGCCUCCGCCCUCAUGGCUGCCAGCGUUGGAAGGCAGCUGGCCUCAGCGGGCUGAGUGGGAUCCCGUGUCUCCACAUCUGCGGGCAGGAUGCUCUGAUGAUCAGCACCUGGCCGUGCGGGGAGGGGAAGGCGGCUGGAGUUGCCUUCCCACCUGGCAUGCAUACAUACGUGUUCUGCAUGCCGCGUCCUUGCACUUCUGCAUACGCAGUUCUUUGGUGUACAGUUUAACACAGAUGGAUUGUAUUAGUUUA